Molecule: messenger RNA, 945 nt
Organism: Podarcis muralis (Common wall lizard)
Lineage: Eukaryota; Metazoa; Chordata; Lepidosauria; Squamata; Lacertidae
Product: olfactory receptor 6M1-like
Biological process (GO): G protein-coupled receptor signaling pathway
Cellular component (GO): membrane
Molecular function (GO): G protein-coupled receptor activity; olfactory receptor activity
Source: RefSeq, a predicted model, not a curated record
AUGGGACUGAGGAAUCAGAGCAGCAUGGAGCAAGUGGCCGAGUUCAUCUUAACUAGUUUUCAACUUCCUAGACACCUGGAGCUUAUCGUUUUUGUGGUGCUUCUUGUUGUUUUCCUGAUAACAGUAGCUGGGAAUAUCGCCAUCAUCACACUGGUAUGUUUGGACCAGCAUCUCCAAACCCCCAUGUACUUUUUCCUCUGCAACCUCUCGCUCAUGGAAGUCUUCUUUGUCACAUCUAUUAUCCCCAAGAUGCUGGUGGACAUGGUUUCCCUGAGCAAGGCCAUCUCUUUUUUGGGCUGUGUGGCUCAAUGCUACUUCUACUUUGUCUUUGGCACGUGUGAAACCAUCCUUCUUGCUGUGAUGGCCUUUGAUCGCUAUGUUGCCAUCUGCAGACCACUUCACUAUGCCAUCAUCAUGAAUAGAUGGGUCUGUGCCUAUUUGGUCUUUGGCUGCUGGCUUGCUGGAUUCCUUUCUCCUGUUGCCCCAUUCAUUUAUUUCUAUCCACUAUCCUUCUGUGGCUCUAAUAUUAUAGACCAUUUCUUCUGUGAUUAUGUUUCAAUGCUAAAGCUUUCUUGUAAUAAUGUACAUUUCAAUCUAACUUUGGCUUCAGUCCUGUCCUCAGUGGUGCUCCUCAGUUCUUUGUUUGUCACUCUUCUCUCUUACAUCUACAUCAUCGUCACCAUCUUGCGCAUGCACUCCACCAAAGGUCGGCAAAAGACAUUUUCCACCUGUGCAUCUCACAUGACUGUUGCCUCCAUUUUUUAUGGCAGCUCAAUUUUCAUGUACUCUUUACCCAGCCAGGGACGCUCUCGGGAUGUCCAGAAAGCAGUUGCUGUCCUUACUGGAAUGGUUACCCCAUUGCUGAACCCUUUUAUUUAUAGUCUAAGGAAUGAGAAGGUCAAGGAGGCCUUCAAAGACUGUCUGAAGAAGAGGAAAGCUCUUUGA